Molecule: messenger RNA, 1071 nt
Organism: Panicum hallii
Lineage: Eukaryota; Viridiplantae; Streptophyta; Magnoliopsida; Poales; Poaceae
Product: BTB/POZ and MATH domain-containing protein 2-like
Exons: 1
Coding region: 1-1071 (356 amino acids)
Biological process (GO): protein ubiquitination
Molecular function (GO): protein binding
Source: RefSeq, a predicted model, not a curated record
AUGCCGAACCUCACCGAGGUCGCGCGCUCGAAGGACCUCCUGCUCAAGGUGGAGGGCCAUUCGGUGACCACGGCCAUGGGCGACGGCGAGUUCAUCAAGUCCAGCAGAUGGAUCGUCGGCGGCCACUUCUGGGAGAUCCACCUGCGCCCCAAGGACCACUGGGCCGGCCGCCACCGGCCGGUGACCCUCAAGCUCGUCCUGCGCUCCGAACCUCGCGGGGGCGACGUCAAGGCCAAGCUCAGCUGCCGCCUUGUCGACCCGGCCGGUAGGCUGGGCCCGUCCGAGGAGAAGAGCGUGGCGCACAAGUUCCAGCGCCCGGGGGAUUACUCCAGCCCCGCCGUGCUCACGGCGAGGGAGGACCUGGAAGCCUCCGGCUACCUCGCAGACGACGCCUACACGGUGCAGUGCGCCAUCGCUGUGCUCCGGGAAGUCCCGCCGCAGACGGCGACGGCCGCCGACGAUCCCCGCCGGGAGGCGGCCGUGCCGUCCCCGGACCUGCUCCGGCACCUGCGCGAGCUCCUGCGGGAGGGGACGGGCGCGGACGUCACGUUCCUCGUGUCCGGCCAGCCGUUCGCCGCGCACAGGGCCGUCCUCGCCGCGAGGUCGCCGGUAUUCAUGGCCCAGCUGUUCGGGGGCAUGAGGGAGGGGUCCUCCUCCCGGCGCGUCGAGAUCGAGGUCAAGGACAUAGAACCCGCGGUCUUCGGGGCCCUGCUCGGCUUCGUCUACACCGACACCGUGCCGGAGCUCGACCGGCUAGAGGGGGAGGAAGAGGCGGCGUCGAUGGCGCAGCACCUGCUCGCCGGCGCGGACAGGUACGGGCUCGACAGGCUGAAGCUGAUCUGCGAGUGGAAGCUGUCCGACGGCAUCACCGUCGACACGGCGGCGACCACGCUGGUGCUGGCGGAGCAGCACCGCUGCUGGCGGCUCAAGGCGAGGUGCGUGGAGUUCGUCGCUGGGUACCUCGACGCCGUCUUGGAGACGGAGGGGUACAGGCACCUGGAGGAAAGCUGCCCCGCGGUGCUCACCGACCUUCUCAAGGCUGCGCGUGGAGUGGAGGGGCCAACUAGUUAG